AAUCUUUCAACACCUCAUAGUGCAUUUUAAAUACUGCUUCAAUAAAUUGCUAUAUGCUAACUGAUAGCUACUGUGAUAUACAUAUUCUUCCCCGCUUUUCGAAUUCGUAGAAUUGUUUCACUUUUGAAUGCGACGUCGACAGCAUAGUUUGUAUAUGUUUUACGUACAUAACGACUUCUAAAAAGCACCCGAUAUAUUCAAGGGCAUCGGAUACUCUAAUACACGGAAAGUAAAAAAAUGCUUUUUAUUGUAGUUAAUGUUAAAUAUGAUAAAUAAUCAGAGAAAUAAGUGAAGCAAAAGUUGUAUAGAUCGGUACCCUAAGUUCAGAAAAUAAGUGAAUAAGUGAAAUAAGUGAUUUGUCGACUUUGCCCCAUUAAUAGUUUCUAACAAAAAUUUUGUAUCAAGUUGGAGGAUUUCUACACUAAAUGAUAAUGUUGCACAUCGCACCAACAAAAAAUAUACCCGACAAUACAGGACAACCUACAAAAAGCCAGCAAGUAAUUAGGGUGUCUACUGAUGGCGAUUUUAUACCGUUGAAGUGGAAUUGGGCUGAAACUUGGUUAACAGUACCCGUUAUAUUCAAGGACAUUUAUAAGAGAAUUUACGAUUUUGAAGUGAAAGAAGAUGAUGUCUUCAUAGUCACCUUUCCGAAAUGUGGUACCACUUGGAUGCAGGAAGCCGCUUGGUUACUGCUAAAUAACUUGGACUAUGAAGAGGCGAGUAGGUCACAUGUGCUUAAGCGCAGCGUCUAUAUGGACAUCAGUAUACUAUAUGAAAUGGGCGGGAAUGACAGUAUCGCAAUGGCUGCGGAGUUGAAAUCGCCGCGCUGCAUCAAAUCUCAUUUGCCACCGCAUUUGUUGCCGCGCCAAAUUUGGCAAAAGAAAGUGAAACUGAUUUACUGUGCUCGAAACCCGAAAGAUGUACUGGUCUCCUUCAGUCACUUUCUACGCGGAAAGGGCGCCUACCGAGGUAAUGCGAAAGAGUUCGUCGAUGAUUUCUUAAAUGCCAAUAUCACUUAUACACCUUACUGGCCACACGUUUUCACCAUGUGGCAAAUGCGUGCAGAGCCUGAAGUUUUUUUCAUCACCUUUGAGGAAAUGAAGAGUAAUCUGCGCGGAGUUUUGGAGCGAUUGGCUGUGUUUUUAGAGAAACCCGCUUUAACUGAAGCGCAGAUGGAGAAGCUAUUGAAGCAUCUUUCAUUCGAAAACAUGAAAGCAAAUCAGCAAGCGAAUCCAACAGAAUUAAUUAAAAACUCUGGUAAGAGAAUUGUUGCUUCUGACUUCGAAUUUAUGCGCCGUGGUAUAGUUGGCAGCUACAAAGAUGAAUUGUCCGAAGAAGAUCAGCGUCGCAUCAACGAGUGGUCAGAGCAGUUCCUAGGUCAAUUUAAUGUUAGUAUGACUGAUAUUUUUGGCGAUAUUUAGCGAUUUCAAUGGAGCG
Molecule: messenger RNA, 1437 nt
Organism: Zeugodacus cucurbitae (melon fly)
Lineage: Eukaryota; Metazoa; Arthropoda; Insecta; Diptera; Tephritidae
Product: sulfotransferase 1 family member D1
Exons: 7
Coding region: 426-1421 (331 amino acids)
Biological process (GO): sulfation
Cellular component (GO): cytoplasm
Molecular function (GO): sulfotransferase activity
Source: RefSeq, a predicted model, not a curated record